AUGAAACCAAGCGAAAAUUUUCACCGUCUUCCUAAGUUAGAAUUGAAACUUUUUGAUGGUAAUAUUAAAAAUUGGCUAGGAUUCUGGGGACAAUUUAAAAAGAUUCAUGAUGAUGAUAGCAUUGAUGCAGAUGAUAAAUUUCAGUAUCUUUUACAAGCAACUGAAGAAGGUUCAUCGGCUAGAGAUUUAGUUGCAAGUUUUCCACCAUUUGGCGAAAACUAUUAUAAUGCUAUAGAACAGCUGAAAUCUCGUUUUGGUAAAGAUGAACUAUUAAUUCAAAUUUAUGUUCGUGAACUUUUAAAUGUAGUUUUAACGCAAGCGAAAAGUGGCGAAAAUUUUACUUUGCGGAUUCUUUAUGAUAAAUUGGAGACUCAGCUGCGAGCAUUAGAGACUUCAGGGGUAACGUCUGAAAAAUAUGAAGCAAUGUUAUAUCCUUUAGUAGAAUCAGCUCUGCUAGAAGCUCUUAUCAAGGAGUGGGAACGCACACGCUGCCGAGAUGUCAUUGGAGGCGAAAAGGGAAACAUUGAAGAAAAGGGGAGCUUGUUUCGUCUGUUUGAAACCAGGACACAAUUCUAA
This is a messenger RNA of Stegodyphus dumicola, 576 nucleotides long. RefSeq lists its product as uncharacterized. The record is from RefSeq and is a predicted model, not a curated record. NCBI's taxonomy places the organism in Eukaryota, Metazoa, Arthropoda, Arachnida, Araneae, Eresidae.